Molecule: messenger RNA, 3059 nt
Organism: Ornithorhynchus anatinus (platypus)
Lineage: Eukaryota; Metazoa; Chordata; Mammalia; Monotremata; Ornithorhynchidae
Gene: DDX51
Product: DEAD-box helicase 51
Cellular component (GO): nucleus
Molecular function (GO): nucleic acid binding; ATP binding
Source: RefSeq, a predicted model, not a curated record
GCGGCGGCGGGUCUCCCUCCCGCCGCGUGUGACGUCAUCGCCUGGAGGCCGUCCAACAUGGCGCUCUUUCGGAUCGACAGGUACCUGGAGGAGGGGGAGGAGAGCAGCCCCGGAGACCAGGCCCAGGCGCUGCUGGAGCGGCUACGACGGCAGGCCCGGGAGCGACAGCUGAAGAAGCAGCAGGAGGCGGCGGCGACUCCCGAGCCCUCCCGCAAACCCCAGGCGCCGGACCCGGAGACUGAACCCCCCCGCCACCCCCGGACACCGCCCGGGCAGGCUGAUGCCCAGGUGGAGCCAAAGGGGAAAAUCAAGAAGAGAAAACGAGAGGAGGAGAGCCCCUCCAAAGACGCGGCCCCCGAAAAUGUGGAGGUUGUCGGGGAAGAGACCCACAGCCCCAGGAAGAAAAGGAAAAAGAAGAAAAAAGGAAAAAUGGAAAAUGGCCAUGACACUGCAGGUUUGCUGGGGGGAAGCGGAAACCGACCGGAAAAGGAAGGAGCCCCGGAGAAGACCGAGGAGAAGCAGACCACCGAGACCUCGCCCGGCCCGGCCGACGCGCUCAUCCUCGGAGGCUUUGGCAAGAAGGCUCUGCAAAAGGUCCAGCCUUUCUUACCCCAGUGGCUGGCUGAGCCCAGCCGGGUCAGGAAGAGCGUCACGGAAGACCUGGUGCCCAUCCGGGAUAUUCCGGGGAUCCACCCUGAUGUCCAAAAGAAGCUAGAGGCCAACGGCAUCUCCAGCUAUUUUCCAGUUCAGGCCGCCGUGAUCCCCGUGGUCCUGGAGAGUGCGACCCACGGCUUCUUGGUGGGCAGGGGCGGCUACCGGCCCAGGGACAUCUGUGUGUCGGCCCCCACGGGCAGCGGCAAGACCCUGUCCUUCGUCAUCCCCGUGGUCCAGGUCCUGUCGGAGCGGGCCGUGUGCCACAUCCGGGCGCUGGUCGUGCUGCCCACAAAGGAGCUCGCCCAGCAGGUGAGCAAGGUGUUUCACACAUACACGGAGCAGACGGCGCUCAGGGUCGCUCUGAUCACCGGCCAGAAGCCCCUCGCCAAGGAGCAGGAGCUGCUCGUCCAGGAAACGGACACCGGCUACCGCAGCCUGGCCGACAUCGUGGUGGCCACCCCAGGCCGGCUGGUGGACCACAUCGACCAAACCCCGGGCUUCAGCCUCAGGCAGCUCCGCUUCCUGGUGAUCGACGAGGCGGACCGGAUGAUUGACAGCAUGCAGCAGUCUUGGCUGCCCCGCGUCAUGGCCGCUGUGUUCGGGGGCACGGGGUCCGGGGGUCCCGGGGAACUGCUCCAGAGGACGGCGCCUGGGGUCAUCACCGCUGCCAGCUCCUGCCGCCCCCAGAUGCCCCUGCAGAAGCUGCUGUUCUCCGCCACGCUGACGCGGAACCCCGAGAAGCUGCAGCAGCUGGGUCUCUACCAGCCCCGCCUCUUCUCCGCCACCGGGACCAGGGAGGGGCCGGCCGGGGACGGGAAGUACACCUUCCCCGCCGGACUGUCGCAUUACUACGUGCCCUGCAGCCUCAGCUCCAAGCCCAUGCUCGUCCUGCACCUGCUGCAUCAAGAGGACUUCCCGCGGGUCCUGUGCUUCACCAACUCCAGGGAGAACUCGCACAGGCUGUUCCUGUUGAUCCAGGCCUUCGGGGGCGUGAAGGUGGCCGAGUUUUCCUCCCGCUUCGGGCCCGGCCAGAGGAAGCUGAUCCUGAAGCAGUUUGAGCAGGGGAAGAUCCAGCUGCUGAUCAGCACAGACGCCACCGCCCGGGGCAUCGACGGAGGGGUGAAGCUGGUCAUCAACUACGACGCCCCCCACUACAUCCGGAGCUACGUGCACCGGGUGGGCCGUACCGCGCGGGCCGGCAGGACCGGACUGGCGUACACCUUCCUGCUGAAGGUGCAGGAGCAGAAGUUCCUGCGCAUGCUCCGGAGGGCCGGGGCGCCCGCGCUGCAGCCGUAUCCGAUCCGCCGGGAGCUGCUGGAGCCGCUGGUCCCCCAGUACCAGGCUGCGUUGGCCACUCUCCAGGAGACGAUCAAGGAGGAGCGGAAGCAGAGGAGGGCGUGAGGCCGGGGGGCCUGGUCGAGGUUGCCGCCCCUUGAAGCCUCCACCUGACUGGAAGCGCCGGCCUCCCGGGCCGCGAGUAGGGCACCACCUCGAGUCCUCGCCGCUGCAGCUUGUUGACAGGAGAGUUGUUUUUAGAAGGAAGCCAAGAGAGCUCCGGCCCUCGUCGUCCACGACAGGGAAGGUGAAGCCGACGGAAACCGGAAUCGGGGACCAGAGGCGGUGGUGGCGGCUGGUCCGCCCGGAGAAGCCGGGAUGAAAGGUCGACCCCCCCGGGCCGCGACUGCCGGACCCGACCUUGGGUCUCCCUGCCCGUGGGGGUUCUGAGUGAGGGUUCGGCGCGUUUCCGGUGCCGGGGGUUCCCUCACGCGGGAGUCGUGCAUGAAAUGCUCCAGCCAGGAGACUCCAUCUCGUCCUGCCUCCCACCACCCCGGCGGGAAAGAACAGCACCUACAGCACAGAGCCUCGGGAAGGCUGGCGGCCGCUGUUAACCACCGCUGUGCCUUGGACUCCAAGGGGAGCCUGAAGCUCCGCUCCUCCAGCCCCGCCACCCUGCUGACUUUGUUUAUUUCGUCUAUCUGUCCUUGUCUUAUGUUUUAGCGGUUUAUUGUUUCUCCGUUCCUUACGUGUCUUCAGUCCCCUCUUCCCCCUUGAGGGACUGGACCUGGAUCUAAUUCGCAAUUGUGUAUGCUCUCCCAGUGCUUAGUACAGGGCUCUGAACCCAGUAAGCGCUGAAUAAAUGCCAUUUCUACUAAAACGGCAAGUGCUGAGGGUAGUCGGGGAAGUGAAGAGAAAUUAGGCCUUCCCCCUUCUCUUCCCCCCCCCCCCCCCCCAGUAUUUAUUGAGCACCUUCUGUGUCCUGAGCCCUUUACAGACUCCUUGAGGAGGCUAAGCAAGUAGGUCAGUCCCUGCCCUGAGGAAGUUUACAGUAGGGGAGAAUCGGGCAGAGGUAACUGAUGAAUGUAAACAUAAUUAAAUAGUAAACAGGUGGCUAAACAAACAAACCA